UUUUAUCAACACCUUCAUGGUUCUAUAGGCAACUGGAGAAAAUGGAUGAAAUCUAUUUGGAAGUAUACUCUUUAACACAAUUGUGUCUUGCACCUAUAGAGACUAUAGUGGCUUUAUUUACUGUAAAAUAUUGCAAUUCUAAAAUUAGCAUUAAACUGGUCCCUAGUAAACAGAAGCCUCUUGAACGAGCAUACACAAUAGAUAUUUCCACUUUUGUGUACACAGUGAUGGAUGCAAAUAAAAUUCCUAGCUCUGCAAGUUCAUGUGAAUUACCGAUCAUUAUCGUGAACAAGACAAGCUGUAUUGCAGGUCUCUGCGCGAUUUUACGCCAAAUAGUUAAGGAUGUGACGGCAGAAUAUCCAGAACAUCAUUGUCGCAAGUUAUUAGGAUUUAAAGACUCGUGCUUGACAGCUUGCUCGGAGGCAAGUGUCUGGACGAAAUUCUGCGAGGUAGAUUUGAUCUUAACUUUAAAAUUUUUACAUGCUGAUGAUGCGAUAUGCAACGAAUUGCCUUCUAGCAUGGCCAAAUUCGAGUACCACAUGCUGCAACCGGUUAGAUUGCACAAUCUGUACAAGUAUACAAUGUCUAAAAAGUUUGCCGAGGAGAAUGGAAUUUCGCGGGACAAGACGCGGAUUCCGGAGCACACGUAUGCUGAAGGCUCAUACAUCACUCUAGCAGAUAUAAUUAUAUUUGUUUGCGUGCAUAUCUUGUUAACUAUAUUCUCCGGCGAGUCGAUACCGGAAUUACUUCCACUGACCGUUAAAUGGUAUGAAAAAAUGAUGGAGGAUCAAUUCAUUGUCGACAGUUUAGAGUGUUUACCAUCGGUAAAAAAGCAAACUUCGAACGAACAUAGUUACACUCUUCCUAAAGUGGCAAACGAAAGUCUGUACAAGAGCGACCCGAAACGAUAUAAACCGAGAAGCCGUAUCUACACGAGGCAAGAUGAUGUGGAGCAGUCAUUGGAAUUAUUUAAAAAUUUGAAUAUAGAGAUGAGGCUUGAUCUGGAACCGUUUGGCGCCGAUUUAAGUAUAGAUUGGUCCACGGUACCAUUUGACGCUACCCCGGAAGGUGGUUCCCUGCCACCAGCGCGACUGAAAAGAAAACAGGAACAGUUGGAGAACAUGUGCAAACCUGUAAUGAAAUUGGCGAAAGCAGGAGACGUGAUCGUGGACUUCUGUUCCGGCAGCGGCCAUUUGGGUAUUCUAUUAGCAUACCUUUUGCCUUAUUGUACCGUUAUAUUGCUGGAAAACAAAGAGGAAUCGUUGAACAGAGCCAAGGUGAGGGUGAAGAAACUACGCUUGGCGAAUAUCAAAUUUUACCAAUGCAAUCUAGAUUAUUUUAAAGGUGACUUUGACAUCGGUCUGUCGUUGCAUGCGUGCGGCGUCGCGACCGAUUUGGUUAUACAGCAGUGCAUCAGGAGAAGAGCCAGUUUCGUCUGUUGCCCUUGUUGCUACGGAUCCCUGCAUGACUGCCACCACUUGACCUAUCCAAGGAGUAACGCUUUCAGGAAGGAUAUGAAUCGGGAGAAUUACAUGGUACUUAGCCACGCAGCGGAUCAAACGCAUGAUGAGAAAAACGUUAAGACCAAGCAGGGUUACGAAUGUAUGGCGAUCGUGGACACCGACAGGAAGAUUCUAGCCGAGCAGUUCGGUUAUAAGGUGUAUCUGUCCAAGUUCAUACCAAAGACUUGUACUCCCAAAAAUCACAUAUUGGUAGGGAUCCCUAGAAAAGAAACGUUAAAGACAGAGUGUGUAGAUUAAUUGUGCUGCAUUUGGAAAGAUACCUGAAGAGUGUGUCUCGAAACUCAUACUCAAGAUUUGUAUACUUAAAUAUCACGCAUUCGAACGAAUCACAUGAAUUGUUUGUAUCGUCUUUCUACGACUUUUCUGUUUUGUAUCAUUUCGUGUAUUAGACUGCAGAUGUUCAUGCACUCAUGUAAUUGAAUAUCCAAAAUAAAGAACAGAAUUCUUUGGUAAAUAGAAAAAUCUCUUCAAUUCUUUUUAUCUUAUUUCACGACAACUUUAAAUGUACGUAAACUAUGAAUGCGUAAAGAUCCGCAGUCUGUACUGAACGUUUUAAGCGUAAAAAUAAAUUGGAUACUAUUCUUGUUAAAUGAAUGAACAAAAUUUUGCAAAUAAAACUCACUUACCCAA
Molecule: messenger RNA, 2153 nt
Organism: Nomia melanderi (Alkali bee)
Lineage: Eukaryota; Metazoa; Arthropoda; Insecta; Hymenoptera; Halictidae
Gene: Gstcd
Product: glutathione S-transferase, C-terminal domain containing
Cellular component (GO): cytoplasm
Source: RefSeq, a predicted model, not a curated record